UGCGUUUUACCGGGACCCACUCCUUGUUGCUCGGUAGUAGGAACAGCUCCCUCCAAGCCAAGGCGAGGCAGGCUACAGCAGGGUGGCUACAAGUCAUCGCCCCGCGCACGACGCUUUAUUGCUUUCUCUCUCUCCGUGGCGCCUCCUCGUGGCGUGAACCGGGCAAAAACUUUUUGAAAAUCACGAGCGAGGGCGUCGGAGGGUGUCUUCACUCCGUCACCAGACAGUUUUCCCUCGCUCCUGGAACGGUCUCAACGCUUCUUCCGCUGCUAGACGCGCUCAAGGCGUAGAGCUUCAAGAGAAGACACGCACUCAAGCCGCUUUGAAGACCCGCAACGGGACCGGAAAUAGACUGGCGAGGCCGUUAACUAGCUAGGAAAAAGAUGGCCAAGCGGAAGUUCGUGUCCUCCAAGAAGAACGCGCCCAGUCGCGCCAUCUCCAGUAAAGAGGCGGCACUGCACCGUCGAACUGCUGACGGAGACGGCGCUGAGUCUGAUUCGGGCGACUCUGCAGCCUCCUCCGACGUGGGAUCGUCCACGCCGCUGUCGUCCGAGGACGAACAGGAAGAGGAUGACGACGAAUUAAACGCUAGUCAAGAUGUCACCCCCAUGGCAGUGGAGGUGAUGCCAGCCAGUGUGGGGCGAGGCAAACAGCUGCGAUUCCCGACUGCGAUCUCGCGUGGUAAAGUGCUGCCCAUGGAAGGCGGCGCCGCAUCGGAUGCUGACGACUCUGAUGACGAGAGUUUAUUGUCUGUUGCGGAUAGUGAGGAUGAAGACGGCGUUACGGCGAUGGAGGUGGACGAGCCUGCUGUUUCGACGUCUCCUGUGCACAUUGAAGCCUCUCCAGCAACUCAGGACCUCAAAAUUAAUAGCAAGGACACUCCAUUCUACCCGAUUAAAGCUGCCCGUGCACGGAAACGACAUCGCCCGGACUCGGAUUAUUACAAGCAAAUGUCCACGUAUGUUCGAGACUGUUUGCUCAGCGUACGGCACGCAGGUAGCAGCGAUACACCCGCCGACGCGUUUAAAGAUGAAUCAUCCCCAAGACAUGAGGAAUUCCGACGGAGACUUGCUGCAGGAGAUGUAGAGCGCGUGACAUGGAAAGAACCUCCUUCUGUGGACUCAAAUAUGGGGGAAUCACAGCCGACGGUGAGUAAGCCAACUAAGUCCAGUAAACCCAGCAAGUCGAGCAAGCACAGUAAGUCCAGUAAAUCCAGCAAAAGCAGCAGUAAAAGCAGCAGCAAAAGCAAGACGUCCACCUCGGACGCCAAGGACACAAAUAAGUCGACUUUAUCGUCGUCGAAUGGGUCGUCCAGCAACUUGACGCCGCCAGCGCAGCCAUCAGCUCCAGUUGCGCCAAGCGCACCUGCGAUGUGCGAAGUGUGCAAGAAGAAGUUGAGUGGAGAAACAGCAAAGGAAGAGGAACAGGAGCGGUCAGUGAAGAAGGAGAAGGAUGUCAAGAAAGAGAAGGAUAUCAAGGCUGAAGAUGUGAAGCAGCAGCCAGAAGAUGCGAAGAAGGAGCCUGUGGAAGCUGCUGCACCAGCACCACCUGCUGGGUACUUUACCAUCACAUUUACACCUGGAAGUGACGUACAGAAACUGCGUAAUGAGUCUGCGAAACUAAUGGAAGAGGCACGGAAGCUCAAGCACGAGGGGAACCGGCGAGGAUCAAGCGAACGAGGCACUCAAGGACAGAUCACACAGGGCAAAUAUUACUUAAGAUCAGGCGCCAAGUUCUUCGAGUACGCAUUGAAACUCCAGGAGGUUAAAGUGGCCUAUCAGGAGAAGAAUGACGCUCAGCACGCACACUCCUUCGGCGAAAACUGCGUGACUACGCUCUCACAAACAACCUCACUCAUCGAGAGCACCAUCCGCGCGUUCCAUAGUGCUGGGAGCAUGCGGUUAGCUGCAUUAGGGUGCAAGAUGGCGUCUGUAGUACACUUGACUGUCUACCGGCUGCAGCACCGCAAGCUACAGUCGUUCUACUCGGAGCUGUUUACACCUGGACGCUCCCCCGAGUCUAGAGAGAAUGGACUGACGCCGCCGAUCGACCCGAAUAGCAACCUGAACAGCAAUAGCAGCAAAGAUGCAGCCAUACGCAAGCACCUGUUGAAGGAGAUGGAGCACACACUGCGAGGCUUCGAGAUGUGGCGGCGGUACGAGGCUUGCAAGGUGAACGUGUUGCCGCGGGUGACAAACCCCGUCAUCUUAGAUCCGGCUGUGUUCUUUGAAGACCUGGAAGCAGAGCUCAAGGACUAGUAGUACAAGGUAUCAUUCACCCCACGUAGUAGCAUAGUAGCAGCCCAACAGGAUUUCACACCAGGAUAUUCCUCCUGGUCUUUUGCAGCAUGAUGGCCCCCACCCCACUGAACAUGGAGAAAUAGCAACAGUACAAGACAUUGAAGCUUGAAACAAUCACUACAUCUCUUUAGUGAUCUCACUCUUGGAAACGACGACGUUGUCGCCUUUGAGUUCAUAGAGGAAGGCGACGACUUUGGGCCCCUGCAACGCCAUGAGCAUGAAACUCGGGAUCACGUCACUGGAGACGCUACUAAAGGCGCCUGUUAUGGAUCCAGGGUUGAUGAACCACUUGCCAUGUUCCGUUCGAAUGUGGGACCUGCAACAAGCAGCAAAAAGUCAGUGAUCCGUGCCUUGUCGUGUACAACAAAGUACUCACCUGUGGGUGUGGCCAGUGACAAGAAUGUCGACGUUCAUCUGCGGAAAGCACAAAAAAAAAAAAAAAA
Messenger RNA from Phytophthora nicotianae INRA-310, 2743 nucleotides. RefSeq lists its product as hypothetical. The transcript has 2 exons. The record is from RefSeq and is a predicted model, not a curated record. Bases 384 to 2258 code for a protein of 624 amino acids. NCBI's taxonomy places the organism in Eukaryota, Oomycota, Peronosporomycetes, Peronosporales, Peronosporaceae.